Molecule: messenger RNA, 2592 nt
Organism: Syngnathus typhle (broad-nosed pipefish)
Lineage: Eukaryota; Metazoa; Chordata; Actinopteri; Syngnathiformes; Syngnathidae
Product: cyclin-dependent kinase inhibitor 1-like
Exons: 3
Coding region: 331-852 (173 amino acids)
Biological process (GO): regulation of mitotic cell cycle; signal transduction by p53 class mediator
Cellular component (GO): nucleus
Molecular function (GO): cyclin-dependent protein serine/threonine kinase inhibitor activity
Source: RefSeq, a predicted model, not a curated record
CGGUCAUUUUAGUGUUGUAGUCAUAGAAUGUAUGUUAUUAGUCCAACCACGUGACUAAAUUCUCGCGUGGGACGGCCCCCACCACAGCGACAGCCCUCCUCUCACGCCCGAGUCCCAGUCCAUAACAAACAAGUGGUAGAGAUAAGAGGACGGGAGCAAGCUUUCUCCGCGGAUUGUACAGUCGGACUUUCCACGCGACACUGUUUUCUCCGAGUUUUUACGAACACAUCUUAUUCUUCUCGCGUUGGGUAUUUUUGGUGCGUUUAUUUAAAAAAAAAAAACUGUCGGAUUUUUUGACUUGACUGGCACCGUGUCAGACUUCUAUGGGACAUGGCAAUGGAAACGCCAUCAACGUCAACGACCGAGUCCGAAAUCUCACGCCUGGGUGGUGUGGAGGCCUUGAGGCUAAAGGCGGGUCCGGUGCGGAGGAACCUCUUCGGUCCCGUGGACCACCAGCAGCUGCGUGAAGACUUCCAGCGGCUGCUGUGCAUGGGCAUCGAGACGGCCAACAAGCGGUGGAACUACGACUUCCUUGAAGACACGCCGGGCACGGGAUCCAACGUCCAGUGGGAGGAAGUGCGGUGCCAAGACGUGCCGGGUUUCUACCGCGGCUGCACGGUGAGGCCGGCGGUGCGAUCGGGCAAGCCGGUGAGGCGGAGCUCCACCUCGUCGGGCGACGACUCCCCUACAUCCAGCAGCUCUUCGGGAUCCGGGGACGAGUACCUGGAGGUGACCGCCAGGGGGUGCUACAGGCUGAAACGGCCAGAAAAACGCAGACAAGCCCCCAUCACAGAGUUCUUCAAGGUGAAAAGGAGGCGGCUUCUACAUUACAAGGGCUCAUCCCGACAAUAGGACCACCUCAUAAAUAUCAAAUGAACAUAUGUAGCAUAUAUAAAUAUAUAUUCUAUAUACUGUUUUCCUCAGCUUUUAUCGCUAUACUGUGAAAUUAUAUUACGUGCACUCUUACGGACAACUACUCUUACGGUGAGCUCGGAAGUUUUCAUUCAACGAGUCACCAUUCCUGGCCCCAUGUUGUCAUUUUUAAAAAAAUAAAAUAAAUGGCAACAUGCUAGUUAUUCGCUCCAGGUUAGAGAUCAACGGUGGAGACUUGAUGUGGCUUCACUAAUAAUCCAAUUAUAAUGACUAUUUAUUUAUUAUUCACGACGCUAGCUCGUCGUCAAAAUAAGAUACAAAAAAACAAAAAAAUAUAUAUAACACCCAAUGUGUACAACGAGGUAAAAUAAGAUGUUUGUGCCAUCGCCCCCAAAAUUGUGUGAUUAUGGCUCCACCCUUGCCACUAGGAAAUUAAACAUCACAACACUGCGCAAAAAAAAAAAAAUCACACACUAUAUGCGCUUCUAACGUAUUAUUUGCGUAAAGGACUAUUUAACAUCUUUUAUAUUUUGGCAACAGUAUAGACAAACCUUAUCUAGUUAUUAUUUCAAUGCUUUUAAAUAAUGUAGCAUAUUGGUGACGGCGUGCCUCACUUUUGUGCCAGUUUGUAAACUUUGGGCAAAAGUAUUGUGACGGUUGAAUGCAAUGGCGUCUCAAGCAUCUUUAUUCAUAUUAGAGGAAGCGUUCUCUGUUCUCAAAACUACACAAUUCAGAUUUGUGGUUUACAAAGCCAUACGUUGGAUAGACUCAUUACUACCUCAUUCAGUAAAAUAUACAAAAAGUAUAAAAAUAAAGAAACAAUGCAACAACUCAGGUUGUUUGCAUCUGUUGGAUCAGUUAAGAGAAAUUGAGAGACUUUUUUUUUUUUUUUUCUUGCUGUUGUUUUUGCAGUCAGUUUCACAUCGGGUAAAAGAGUCAGCGAGGGGCUCGGAGGGGCCCCGCACUGCUUUUGUUGUCACUCACUUGGCCUUUUGAGUUGCUUUGACAGCCAAGUGGGGGAAGGGUCACUAGCAGGUCUGAGAAAAUGCUUUGGACCCCUUUUUUUAAAUAUGACAGUAUGACCCAUUAAUUAGCCGCCCACUUUUUUUUUUUUUUUUUAAGUCUCUCAAUCCCUCUUUGCUGCACUAACAAAGUCAGUCACUGCAAAAAUCAUUGUCUUGCUUUGAAAAGGGUAUAUGUCAGAAAACGAUUGUUUUACUUGUAUCUACGUGUGUGAUUGACAAACAUUGAUAAGAAAAAAAAAAAGUUAACUUAUUUGGAGUUUAUAUUGUGUGUUUAGAGUUAUGAAUAUCCCUUCUAUUUGUGGCGAUUACUAAUUGUGUCAUUUCUGAGAUCUUUGCACUACUCCAACAUUGUUGACAGAGAGAUAUUUUUGUAUGGUAAUCUUUAAAAUAAUGAUUAAAAAAAAACCUCUUCGACUCUUUCCACACUUUCCUCACUGAGCGCAAUUCUCUCAGUUGUUUCUAAUUUAUCUGUCACAGCUAUAUCAGUCUCUUUUUUUGUAUUCUGCAUAAAUGUAUGAUAAUCAUUUCUGGUAAUCACAUGUGUAUCCUAUAACAAAGAUGGAAAAGUACAGAAUCGUAUAUUUGUAUGGAGUUGUUGCAAAGAUUCUGAAUAUUGCUGGGUUGUUUGUACACUGCUACCUUUGUCUGUGACUUCUUUACAUGUGCUCAAAUGAAUAAAAACAAUUUCAAUGUA